Messenger RNA from Asparagus officinalis (garden asparagus), 663 nucleotides. RefSeq lists its product as uncharacterized. Gene Ontology annotation, molecular function: nucleic acid binding. Bases 1 to 663 code for a protein of 220 amino acids. The record is from RefSeq and is a predicted model, not a curated record. The transcript has a single exon. NCBI's taxonomy places the organism in Eukaryota, Viridiplantae, Streptophyta, Magnoliopsida, Asparagales, Asparagaceae.
AUGGAACCUAGUUCGUCAGUCAUGGUUUCAAGAGAUUCUACGACAAUCAGGAUCCAAAGUGUCGCAUUGAUGACAUACUAUCCGUCAGCCAAUGGUCUAGCAGAAGCAUUCAACAAAAUCAUAGUAAAGCUCCUCAAGAAGUUCGUCUCCAAGAGCAGACGUGAUUGUGAUGAAAAUCUUAGCGAAUGUUUGUGGGCCUACCACACAACGGUGAAGACCCCUACGAAAGCCACCACAUUCUCUUUGGUAUAUGGCUACGAAGUUGUACUACCAUUAGAAAUCCAAAUCCCAUCUCUGAGAGUUGCCCUUGCGAACAGGAUGACGGAUGAAGAACAACAUCGAUUGAGUCUUCAAGAACUUGAAGUGUUGGACGACAGGCGACUUCAAGCUCAACAACAGAUCGAGUUGUAUCAAGCCCGAAUCUCCAAAGCUUACAAUAAGAAGGUCAAAGAGCGAAUCUUUAAGAAGGACGAUUUGGUCUUAGCUGUCAGACAACCUAUGGUGAUGACACACAAGACUAAAGGGAAAUUCAAUCCUGAGCAGGAAGGACCCUUCGUAAUAGAAUCAGUCUAUUCAAAUGGGGCAUACCGUCUCAUCAACCAGAAAGGCGAUAGACUCAUGAUGCCUAUCAACGGGGAAUUUCUUAAGAAAUAUUGCCCAUAA